Messenger RNA from Ilex paraguariensis (yerba mate), 1758 nucleotides. The record is from the annotation of a GenBank genome assembly. NCBI's taxonomy places the organism in Eukaryota, Viridiplantae, Streptophyta, Magnoliopsida, Aquifoliales, Aquifoliaceae.
GUAACUACUGAGUCGAGUAUACCUUAUGUACUCCGUUCCAUUCAGUAUUUACUCGUGAAAAAAUCAACGCCAUUGACGAUGGCUUCUGCAACUUUCUCAAUCACCCUCCCUCACACAGUUCCAAUUCCAAAGCACUACACACAAAGGCUAACCGAUCAUCACCGACUUGCUCUGCGUUCGUUUUCACCGUCUCGUCGGCGACAUUUUUGUCUUAAAUCCAAGGGCUCAAGCUCAACUACCUACAUAUCAGGCCCAGGUGCUGAUGUAAUAAUCUCCGAGAACGAUCCAGAGUUUCAAGACUCGGAAUCGGAAUCGGAAUCGCAGCAGUCGACGAAUUUGAUAAGUUGGGGUCUAAUAUGGAGUCUUGUAGCUCGCCACAAGUUGAGACUUGCGGCUUCGGUUAUCACUCUCGUCGGUUGCACCACUUGCAUUCUCACCUUGCCCUUGUACAUUGGGAGAUAUUUCGAAGUACUUACAGGAGUGAGACCUGAACCUCUAUGGAAGGUGCUCAGUAAGAUGGGACUUCUGUAUACAUUGGAGCCAAUUUUCACGAUUAUUUUCGUUUCAAACAUGAACACCAUAUGGGAGAAGGUUAUGUUAAGCUUAAGAGCUCAGAUAUUUCGAAGGGUAUUGAUUCAGAAGGUGGAGUUUUUUGACCGAUACAAGGUUGGUGAACUCACUGCUUUAUUGACAUCAGAGUUGGGUUCACUUAAAAAUAUUGUGAGUGAAAACACUUCCAGGGACCGUGGUUUCAGGGCACUAUCUGAGGUGGUUGGGACAAUAAGCUUGCUGUUUGUGCUGUCGCCCCCACUCGCACCAAUUCUGUGCCUUCUUACACUUACUGUGUCUGUUUUAGUUGCUGUGUACAAGCGGUCAACUGUGAGUGUAUAUAAAGCGCAUGGAUUGUCCCAAGCUUCUAUCGCCGAUUGUGUAAAUGAAACUUUUUCUGCUAUUCGUACUGUAAGGUCAUUUGGUGGAGAAAAACAUCAAAUGUCAAUGUUUGGUAGCCAGGUUCUUGCUUAUCAGACUAGUGGCAUAAAGCUUGGAAUUUUCAAAUCCGUUAAUGAAUCACUGACUAGGGUUGCGGUUUAUAUAUCUUUGAUGGCCUUAUAUUGUCUGGGAGGAAGUAAAGUAAAGGCGGGUGAACUCUCUGUGGGAACUGUGAUUGCAUUUAUUGGGUACACCUUCACUUUAACCUUUGCUGUUCAAGCGCUGGUUAACACAUUUGGAGAUCUUAGUGGAGCUUUUGCUGCUACAGACAGGAUUAACGCUGUUUUAUCUGGGGCUGAAAUUGAUGAAGCUCUUGCUUGUGGUUUAGAAAAAGAAAUCAAGGAAAAAGAAGUGCAUGAUAAACAUUUAGGAAUGUUCUUUGAUAAUGGUUCCUAUCGGAAAAGACAAUCUCUAAAAGUGGGUCACAUGUGGUCCUUAAAUUCAGCUAGCAACGUACACAGCCUUGCAGAGUCUGGUGAUAUUUGUCUUGAAGGUAUAACCAAAUAAACCAAUACACUCUUUUACUUGUUUGGGGUCAUUGUGAAUCCCAGAUCUACCUAAUGCAUUUUGCAUAAUAAGAUUUCAAUUCUUGUUCACCUUUUAAGACCAUGUAUUUUUAUAAGCAAUCUAAUUGAGAGAUAACUAUAAUUCCGGUAUGAGUUUGAUGAGGAUAUCCAUUUUUUGAGACUGGAAACCCUAUCCGUAUAUGAUUACAGCUCUCUUAGUUUUGCGAAAUUAGUACAACUAUGCAGUCAGAUUUGUUAGCAU